Messenger RNA from Globicephala melas (long-finned pilot whale), 1524 nucleotides. RefSeq lists its product as uncharacterized. Gene Ontology annotation, biological process: phospholipase C-activating G protein-coupled receptor signaling pathway. NCBI's taxonomy places the organism in Eukaryota, Metazoa, Chordata, Mammalia, Artiodactyla, Delphinidae. Gene Ontology annotation, cellular component: membrane. Gene Ontology annotation, molecular function: thyrotropin-releasing hormone receptor activity. The record is from RefSeq and is a predicted model, not a curated record.
UUCAACCGUGGUUUCAUGUUUCUUGCACCUUUCCCUGCGUAUACUGUGCUCCAAAAUCAAGACGUGAAGAAGCAAGAAAAGACACUAGGUGUCGCUGGUCUUUCUGGGAGACGUAUUCAAGGGCACUUCGCCUGGACGCUCCAUUUGGUGGCCAGGGACCGCACGCUACCCAGGUCCCUCCAGCCUGAGGCAUCCGGGCCUGGCACCGGAAUCUGCACUUUAAAUGCCUUGGAAGAGCCAGGCCGCUGGCCAUUUGGGGGUGCCAGCUGCGAUUCCUGCUUUCUGAGCCAGCGGAGGGGCCCCUUCGGGCUAAGAGAAGAUCACAGUGGAAGGCCCUCGGGGGGCGGUCCCCACACCAGACUCACCUUCAGAUUCCAGACAUCGGAGCCCCCCGCCCCCCGCCCCGGUAAUCCCAGCCUCCCAGGUUCACAGACGAGCUUGCUGGGGCUUGGACGUGCUGUGUGGCUUCCUAGUGACAGGGGGCAGCUGGCCGCUGAGCGCUCCGGAGGCGCGUCCUCCCAGGUAACCUCCGCUCCGUCUCGCAUCUUAGUCUUGUUCCAGAGCUCCCCGGCCCACCUGCCACAGCUCGGGGACCAGCGGUCUUGUUCCAGAGCUCCCUGGCCCACCUGCCACAGCUCGGGGACCAGCUCAGGGGCCAGCACGGGGGUGAUGAGGACUGGCCAGAGCCCGGAACCCAGGGGAGGCAGCUCCGUGGGCCAGGCGGGGUGCAGCGGGCAGCUGCUCCGGGGCCAGAGGCUCCCCUUCUUCCAGGAAGCAGGUCACCCCGAUGCUGGUGGAGUCGUGCCACUCUUUGCCGUCCUGUGGAUGCCCUACCGCACACUGGUGCUCCUCUACUCCUUUGUGGCCUGGCCUUUCUUGGACCCCUGGGGGCUCCUCUUGUGCCGCACCUGUGUCUACACCAACAGCGCCAUCAGCCCCGUCAUCUACAGCCUCACGUCCCCGAAGUUCCGGCUGCCUUCCAGCGGCUGUGCAGGGGUGGGAUGGAGGAGCCAGAGAGGCGCACGGCUGGCCUCAGCUCCACCAGCUACGGCGUGGACCCCAGAAGACGCAGACCCGCGGGAGUGAGGUCACGGGCCCUCAGGCAGCUGGGCCCCCACUCCAGGAGCAGGGGCCUGGUUUCAGCACCGUCUGAGGGCUGCCCUCCCCCUGCCCAGCCCCUCUCGCCUCCCUUGGUUUGCUCCUGUGCUGGGUCCUGUCCUCUGGUGGCUGGCAGGGCCAGGAGAGGGGAGACACUCCUUUGCCAACGGCUCUUCUGGGUCCCCGGUGCCUUCCCUCCCCAUGAACGAGGACUGGUCACGUGUCCUAGUUCUGGCCCGGUGGCUGGACUCCAUUUGGGUAGCUCCCUCCCCUCCUCUGGGAGUGGGGGGGGAGUAGGAGCAGGAAGAAGCUGGGAGGGUGCCAGCCUUCACUGGUGUAAAGUUGGGACCUUCCAUCUGUUAUUAUUCAUUCGUUUAAGCACUCUGUUUUCCACCUGAUGGGUAUUACAGCAAUGCAUUUCCAGUC